Molecule: messenger RNA, 375 nt
Organism: Echinostoma caproni
Lineage: Eukaryota; Metazoa; Platyhelminthes; Trematoda; Plagiorchiida; Echinostomatidae
Source: the annotation of a GenBank genome assembly
AUGAAAUUUAAUGUACUCAUUUCGUUGAUUGUGGUGAUCAUUCUAGCUAUCGUUUCGUUGGCUACAAAUCCCUUUAUCGGAAUAAGUGGCACAACCAGUACGUUUCGGGCGUUGGUCGCGUUCAAUUUCCUCGGCUUAUUUCUCGCCAUUGCUGCUUUCAUCUUGUUCGUCAUCUUAUUUUUCACAUGCGAGGCCAAAUACGGAGUGCUCAUGGUUACAAUCGUGGUCUUUACCGGUGUAUCUCGACCUCCUCAGGGAAAUCGCCGUCCGCGGCUAGCUCAUCAACGUCGUCCAAAACCCCUCAAUUACUUUGUCGAAGUCGAGGACUCACGAUACCCGUUCGACGGGUUGCGCCAUGUCAACUUGAAAAAUUGA